AUGAAUGAAGUUGAAAGCAUCAAAAUCAGCAGUUGGGUGUGGUUUUCCGGGGAGGUGUUUGGGUUCAUUGCGGGAAAAUCAGCAGCCAGCGACGUUGACGAAAGCGCCAGCGAUGUCGAUAACAAUUUCGGGUCUCCGAUCUAUGGGGAGUUUAUGGGAAGUCGCGGCCGCUCAUCUGGUGCAUUUCUGGAAAACGGCUUCUGUACGUCUAGCACGGUCGAUAAUGGAAAGGGCUCUCAAGAAAAACCAGGUUUACUAGUAAUGGCAAUGUCUGAAAUUCUUUCAAAAGCAAUGGAUUUUGGGAAGUCAGUUUCUGUAUCUCUCUAUGAGAUGAUAGAAGACCAUGCUUAUGAUCUUUUGGAUCCUAAACAUAUCGAGGUUCAAAUACUGGAAGGUCCUCAGGGCAAAAUCCAUCUUAAAGGACUUUCUCAGGCAAGCAAAUAUGAUUCUCAGAUAAAAACAAAGUUUUCUACUGUAGAGGAUUUAGCGUGUAGUUUUGAUAUUAUAUCUACUUAUGGCUAUAAAGAUCCUAGAAGAAAUAUUAAAGAUGGAACCAUAUUUACUGAGAGUAACAGGACUAAUAAGUCACUAUAUACCAUGUUGAAUGUAGUCUAUGCCCUUAACACCGAUGAGAAACAUCUGCCAUAUCGGGAAAGCAAACUAACUCGAAUAUUGCAAGAAUCCCUUGGAGGAAAAAGUCCAUGUUUUGAUGCUUACAUGCUUGAAUCCUUCCUUUUGCCAAGACUCUGUUUGCUCAUUAAGUUUAGUUUCUCUAUCACGCCGAAAUGCCAAGCAAGUGUUGAUAGAAUCCACAAACAGAAGUCGAAGUUCAGCAGCCAAAGUGAACGCUCCUUCAUCAAUAAAAAGUGGGAAGACGCCGUCUACGUCCUCGAUCAUGUAAAAACAGAUUGCUUCAAGUGUGCUCCUGUCGAAAAAGAAGGAUAG
This is a messenger RNA of Fraxinus pennsylvanica, 945 nucleotides long. The record is from the annotation of a GenBank genome assembly. NCBI's taxonomy places the organism in Eukaryota, Viridiplantae, Streptophyta, Magnoliopsida, Lamiales, Oleaceae.